GAAUUGAGAUCAGACGCCGCGGCUGCGGAAAUACGGUGGAGAAAAGUGAGCUCUGCGGAAAUUUCAUAUUAAUUGGUUGAUCUCUGUUUGCCUAUAAUAUUUGCUUGUAACAAUAAAUUUCAUAUUAAUUGGUUGAUUUUUGUUUCAGAUUUUUAUAACUGGAAUAUUGUUGAGAUCCGGUACUGUGACGGUGCAUCAUUUAUGGCAGAUGUUGAAGCCGUCAAUCUGGAAACAAAUCUCCAUCUAAGAGGCCGGAGAAUCUUCACCUCUGUAAUUGAAGAGCUCAUGAGUACUCAAGGAAUGAGUAAUGCUGAAAAUGCUUUACUCAUAGGAAACUCGGCAGGUGGGUUGGCGACGAUCCUAAAUUGUGAUCGUUUCCAUUCUUUCCUACCCGGUGCCUGUCGUGUAAAAUGCAUUUCAGAUUCUGGCUUCUUUAUUCGAGCGGAACAUCUCCGUGGAGCUCAGGACAAUGCCAUAGCCAACUUUCGCAAAGUAGUUUUAUUUCAUGAAUUAGCCCAAUUUCUACCGGAGUCAUGCACACAAAGACUUGCUCCAGAAUUGUGUUUUUUCCCGGAAAAUGUGGUCAAUGAUAUCCGGACGCCAUUGUUUUUGCUAAACUCAGAUUUUGACAAAUAUCAAAUAUUCAAUUACGUAGCACCAAAUUCACCUAACGAAGUGGGUUGGAAGAAUUGCACUACAGAAUUAGCAAGCUUUCAAGUUGCACAGAAAAUCAACAACAUAUCAUAAUGGAUUUUCAGACCACGUUUCUGGAAACAUUGGAGAAACUAGAUGAUAAUCCAUCAAGAGGAUUAUUCAUCACAUCGUGCUAUGCCCAUGAUUUUAUUGACAAUCCAUUCAAU
Molecule: messenger RNA, 860 nt
Organism: Salvia splendens (bonfire salvia)
Lineage: Eukaryota; Viridiplantae; Streptophyta; Magnoliopsida; Lamiales; Lamiaceae
Product: pectin acetylesterase 8
Exons: 9
Coding region: 202-747 (181 amino acids)
Biological process (GO): cell wall organization
Cellular component (GO): plant-type cell wall
Molecular function (GO): pectin acetylesterase activity
Source: RefSeq, a predicted model, not a curated record